Molecule: messenger RNA, 2547 nt
Organism: Phyllostomus discolor (pale spear-nosed bat)
Lineage: Eukaryota; Metazoa; Chordata; Mammalia; Chiroptera; Phyllostomidae
Product: broad substrate specificity ATP-binding cassette transporter ABCG2
Exons: 18
Coding region: 291-2264 (657 amino acids)
Cellular component (GO): plasma membrane
Molecular function (GO): ATP hydrolysis activity; ATP binding; ABC-type transporter activity
Source: RefSeq, a predicted model, not a curated record
GCCUUCCCAGCUACCUGCCCGCAACCCUAGGCGUGGGGGUAAAGCUGGGAUCGGCUCUGGCUCCGCUUGGCUCCUCGCUGCUCUGGCUGGACACCCAUCGCUCCUGGCCGUGUCCGUGAUCUCCUCGGCUGGCGCCUUCCCGGGUAUUCUCCGCACGCAAUGUUAUAAGUAUCCAAGAUGUGGACACUAGAUGUGCUACUGUUACCCUGGUUCUUGUCACUGACACAGUAAAAAAUUAUAGGCGUGUGCCUGCUUAUCUUCAUCUCAGGUGAAGGGCAGAAGCUCUCCAGAUGUCUUCCGGGAAUGACCAAGUUUUUAUCCCGAUGUCACAAGCAAACACCAGCGGCCACCCCAGGAUGACAACCCCCAACGACCUGAAGACAUUCACUGACGGGGCUGUGCUAAGUUUUCAUAACAUCUGCUAUCGAGUAAAAGUGAAGAGUGGCUUUCUGCUUGGAAGGAAAACAACUGAGAAGGAAAUACUGAUGAAUGUCAAUGGGAUCAUGAGACCGGGCCUGAACGCCAUCCUGGGACCCACAGGUGGAGGCAAAUCUUCGUUGUUAGAUAUCCUAGCUGCAAGGAAAGAUCCACAGGGAUUAUCUGGAGAUGUUUUGAUAAAUGGAGCGCCUCGACCUGCCAACUUCAAGUGUAACUCAGGUUAUGUGGUACAGGAUGAUGUUGUGAUGGGAACUCUGACAGUAAGAGAAAAUCUACAGUUCUCAGCAGCUCUUCGCCUUCCAUCAACUAUGUCCAAUCAUGAAAAAAAUGAACGGAUAAACGUGGUCAUUCAGGAGUUGGGUCUGGCCAAAGUGGCGGAUUCCAAGGUUGGAACUCAGUUUACCCGUGGUGUGUCUGGAGGAGAAAGAAAAAGGACGAGUAUUGGAAUGGAGCUUAUUACCAAUCCAUCCAUCUUGUUCCUGGAUGAGCCCACAACUGGCUUAGACUCAAGCACAGCAAAUGCUGUCCUUUCACUCCUGAAGAGGAUGUCUAAAGGAGGACGAACCAUCAUCUUCUCCAUUCAUCAGCCUCGUUUUUCUAUCUUCAAGUUGUUUGAUAGUCUCACGUUGUUGGCCUCAGGAAGACUAAUGUUCCAUGGGCCUGCUCAGGAGGCUUUGGAGUACUUUGCAUCAGCUGGUCACCACUGUGAGCCCUAUAAUAACCCUGCAGACUUCUUCCUCGAUGUCAUUAAUGGAGACUCCUCUGCUGUGGUAUUAAACAGAGAUGAUGAAGAUGGUGAAGCCAAGGAGACUGAAGAAUCUUCCAAGAGAGAUAAGCCACUCAUAGAAAAAUUAGCUGAGUUUUAUAUCAACUCUACCUUCUUCAGAGAAACAAAAGUUGAAUUAGAUCGACUCUCAGAUGUUCAGAAACAGAAGAAGAGUGUGGCCAUCAAGGAGAUCACCUAUGCCACCUCCUUCUGUCAUCAAGUCAAAUGGAUCUCCAGGCGUUCAUUCAAAAACUUGCUGGGUAAUCCCCAGGCCUCCAUAGCUCAGAUAAUUGUAACAGUCAUCCUGGGACUGGCUAUUGGUGCCAUUUUCUAUGAUCUAAAAAAGGAUCCCACGGGAAUCCAGAAUAGAGCUGGGGUGCUCUUCUUCCUGACAACCAACCAGUGUUUCAGUACUAUGUCAUCUGUGGAGCUCUUUGUGGUUGAGAAGAAGCUUUUUAUGCAUGAAUAUAUCAGUGGAUACUAUAGAGUGUCAUCUUAUUUCUUUGGGAAACUGUUAUCUGAUUUACUGUCCAUGAGAAUGUUACCAAGUAUUAUAUUUACUUGUAUAACCUACUUCUUGUUAGGAUUGAAGCCAGUGGUGGAGUCCUUCUUCAUCAUGAUGUUUACCCUUAUGAUGGUGGCUUAUGCGGCCAGUGCUAUGGCUCUGGCCAUAGCAGCAGGUCACAGUGUGGUGUCCAUAGCAACAUUUCUCAUGACCAUCUCCUUUGUGUUUAUGAUGAUUUUUUCAGGCCUGUUGGUCAACCUCCGGACCAUUGUGCCUUGGCUCUCGUGGCUUCAGUACCUGAGUAUUCCUCGAUAUGGCUAUGCAGCUUUGCAGCAUAAUGAAUUUUCGGGACAAAACUUCUGCCCUGGACUCAGUGUAACAGGAAAUGAUACCUGUAGAUUUGCAAUAUGUACUGGAGAAGAAUUCUUGAUAAACCAGGGCAUCGACACCUCUCCUUGGGGCUUGUGGAAGAAUCAUGUAGCCUUGGCAUGUAUGAUUGUCAUCUUCCUUACAAUUGCUUACCUAAAAUUGUUAUUUCUUAAAAAAUUUUCUUAAAUUCCUCUCUGAUUUAUAUUUACCUUUACAUUAAAAAAGGAGGAUCCUAGCCCCAGCCUGGUAGCUCAGUUGUUUAGAGUAUCUUUCUGACAUAGUAAGGUUGUGGGUUCAAUCCCUGGUGAAGGCACAUAUAAGAAGCAAUUAAUGAAAGCAUAAAUAAGUGGAACAACAAAUUAAUAUCUCUCUCUCUCCCUCUUCUUUUUUCUCUCUAAAAUCAAUAAAUAAAAAAUUUAAAAAUAAAAUCAAAUCAAAAGGGAGCAUCUUGAUUUAAGUAUUCAGUGAA